UGCCUAACCAAAAGUAUGCUUGGGCUGAGCCGGCAAAUUUGGGCCUUUUGGCCCAUUUUCCUGAAGAUCAAUCAACAAAGAACCAGUGUCUCAAAACGACCGUUGGUACCACAAACCGAACGGCAACUACCUACCGCUGCCAUCAUCGGGUUACGGCUACGUCGUAUUUCAAAACUCCGCAGCCGUUGUUUACAUUUCGUGCUUCCAUGGAUCUUCUCCAUUCUGCUUCUCAAGUCUCCACUGUCCGAUUCAUUUGCCCCAAUCCUUCUCUUACAUGUAUGCGCAGGCGAUUCUUCCCCGUCGAGUCUUCCGUUUCCAAAUCAGAAAGCUAAGUAUCAUAGAGAGCUCGAAGCUGCUGUGGAUAUAGUGCAGAGAGCUUGUCGCCUUUGUGUCGAUGUGAAAUCAUCCCUAUUUUCUGCCGGGGGACGAAUUCUUGAAAAGAAUGACCAGACUCCAGUCACAGUUGCAGAUUUUGGGGUACAGGCUUUAGUCAGCUUGGAACUAGGUAAAAUUUUCCCUUCCAUUCCCUUGGUGGCUGAAGAGGACUCUGCUUUUUUGCGUUCUAAUAAUUUGGUGGAUUCUGUGGUAAAUGCUGUUACUCAUAAAGCAAACAUUGGUGAUGAGCCUCUGACAAAUGCUGAUGUACUUGAAGCAAUUGACAGGGGUGCACAGAAUGAUUUUGCAACUGGAUCCAAGCCAGCUACGUAUUGGGUGCUGGAUCCAAUUGAUGGGACUAAAGGUUUUCUUAAGGGAAACGAAGCUUUAUAUGUGGUAGGCUUGGCUUUUAUAGUUGAAGGAGAGAUUGUACUGGGAGUUAUGGGCUGCCCAAACUGGCAGGAGGAUGUUCCCUGUAAAUCAAAUGCUGAAGACAAGGGAUCUGAAACUAUUCUUUCUAGCUCAGGGAUCAUUAUGGUUGCUCAUGUUGGAUGUGGAACAUGGAUGAAGAGGUUAGCAGUUAUGAUGGGUAGAUCAGCUAAGUUGCCUGAAUAUUGGACAAGAUGCUUAGUUGAUAAAUGUCAGUUGGUACAUAAAGCACGUUUUUGCAUUCCAGAGAGUCAAACAUGGGCGUCAAUGCCACUUUCAGCUUCUCUCAAUGAAAGAAAUGACGCAUCUAGCACUGGUGAUAGAGAAAUUCUUCUUUUGUCCACAUGUUGUGGAAGCCUGUGCAAGUACUUAAUGGUGGCUUCUGGAAAGGCAUCCGUUUUCAUUCUUCGAGUGAGAUCUCAGACCCUUGUUAAGGCUUGGGAUCAUGCUGUUGGCAUUAUAUGCGUGCAUGAAGCUGGGGGAAAGGUAACUGACUGGAGAGGGAGUGAACUUGAUUUUGCAGCGGAUCAAGUUGAACGGAGGAUAAUAUUUCCCUCAGGUGGGGUUCUCGUGACUAACGGUAACAUACACAGUCAAAUUAUGGAUAUGAUCUCUUCCGUUUCAACUAUUAAUUGAUGUUGCUGCCAUGACAUUCCCAAAAAUCGCUAGGCAUGUGCGGUAUGAUUUACUUUUGAAGAUCAGUCCAUCAACCGCUGGUUAGGUAGUCAUUCAGCUUUCAAAAGUGGACUAAGUAGAACUGUAAAUGUUGAGAAAUUAUUAUUCACCGAACUUCUCUGAUACAGAGUGAACUCAGCAUUUGUUCAACCUAGCUAGUUUUAUCAGAGGAACGGAAGGUAUAGGAAAUCGUUGAUGGUUGGAGUCUUGGAGACCUGGAAAACUUUAAUGGUAUUCUUUGGGAUCACAUUGCUCAUUGUUUUACAAGCAAGGGAAGUUCCUCAACUAUGAGAAUAGUGUUUGUGAAUUCGAGAUUAAAUAAUGCUUCAGUUACUUGCAAGAAAUA
Tripterygium wilfordii is the source of this 1825-nucleotide messenger RNA. Its product is annotated as putative PAP-specific phosphatase, mitochondrial. The transcript is spliced from 9 exons. Gene Ontology annotation, biological process: sulfate assimilation. Gene Ontology annotation, molecular function: 3'(2'),5'-bisphosphate nucleotidase activity. The record is from RefSeq and is a predicted model, not a curated record. NCBI's taxonomy places the organism in Eukaryota, Viridiplantae, Streptophyta, Magnoliopsida, Celastrales, Celastraceae. Bases 16 to 1440 code for a protein of 474 amino acids.